Caenorhabditis remanei is the source of this 990-nucleotide messenger RNA. RefSeq lists its product as uncharacterized. The coding region runs from base 1 to 990 and encodes 329 amino acids. Gene Ontology annotation, cellular component: mitochondrion. The transcript has 7 exons. Gene Ontology annotation, molecular function: GTPase activity; GTP binding. The record is from RefSeq and is a predicted model, not a curated record. Lineage: Eukaryota; Metazoa; Nematoda; Chromadorea; Rhabditida; Rhabditidae.
AUGCAAAAUUCACGACGAUUUCUGCACACAACGAGUGCAUUGUUCGCGGCAGAAUUUCGGCAAUGUUUCGAGUUGCCAGCACAAUACGACUAUCGGCAGUGGUUUCCGAUGCAUAUGUCGGUGCAGUUGAAGAAAAUGGAGGCGAAAUUGCGCUCGGUCGAUUUGGUUAUUGAGGUCCACGACGCCCGAAUCCCAGUCACCGGCCGAAACGAGCAAUUUUUUCGUCAUCUCUACGCGAUUCGUCCACACAUCCUUGUACUGAACAAGUGUGAUCUCAUCGAUAUGAAAAGAUACAAAAAACGAAUCGAGGAUUACUACUAUGAUAGAGGUGUACAAAAAGUGUUGUUCACCGAUUGCAAGAAACGACUUCCCAGGGCGCUGAACGAUGUGAAGACGUCGAUGUUGUACGCGUUGGAGAAUACGCCAAGAUUCAAUCGAACCGUCAAAACAGAGUAUCAGGCGAUGGUUGUGGGAAUUCCGAAUGUCGGAAAGUCGUCGUUGAUUAAUGCAAUGCGGACGCAUACGCUUGGGAUUAAGAGGAAGGCGGUGGAAGCAGGCGCCCGACCCGGAGUCACCGUCCGUGUCCAAAAUCGGGUUCGAAUCAUGGACAAACCGCCAAUUUACAUCAUCGACACGCCGGGAGUCCUCUCCCCGGAUCAUCGAAAUAUCGAGGACGCGAUGAAGUUGGCUCUGUGCGAUUUAGUGUUGGAAUCACACGUCAAUCUCUAUUAUCUCGCCGACUAUUUGCUCUUCUGGCUCAAUCAAUCCAACGAUUUCUCCUAUUUGAAAUUAUUGGGGAUUCAGGAGCAACAGAAAGAGCCGAGUGAUGAUAUUCAGGAAAUACUCGCGAAGACGUGUGCGGCGAACGACUUCCGAAUCCAGCGAAGUAUGGGAGAACGAUGGGAUUUCGAUCGUGGCGCCAAACACUUCAUUCAGUUGUACAGGAAUUCCAAAUUCGAGAACUCUAAUUUGGAUCAUCACUUGUUUUAG